Molecule: messenger RNA, 1194 nt
Organism: Trichosurus vulpecula (common brushtail)
Lineage: Eukaryota; Metazoa; Chordata; Mammalia; Diprotodontia; Phalangeridae
Gene: SPACDR
Product: chromosome 7 C7orf61 homolog
Exons: 2
Coding region: 521-919 (132 amino acids)
Source: RefSeq, a predicted model, not a curated record
UCCUUUUCCUAUUGGUGUUCCUCUUCACCUUUCUAACUCUCCUGGUCCCAUCUAGGGUGGAGGCUGCUGGCAAAGUGCUAGUGUCCUUGCCCCCUACCAGCUACUGGCUCUGUCAACCCCCCUCCUGGGUCCUGGGCUCAAGAGGGUUGGACAUGUGUUUUUCCUGGCUAUCUCGUCUUUGGGAGAAGUUUAGCUUCCUGGUGAGUUUUAAGCAUCCUUCUUUACUGGCUUGAGAGUCUGGAUGCUCUCCCUGUUCCAUGAUUUCAGAGUUUCUCAGUAUCCCUUAGCUGCUUGACUACAAGACCUCUCACCACCUUCCAGGCUAUGAGAAAAGGGAAGAGUUUGGGGGCAAGGACAAGUGGUGUGGUGGGGAUAGGAGACCCAUGGAAACGGGCCUGAAGCAGAGGAUGUAGAGCUCCCUCUCUAUGUCUGUCUCUAUUUCUCUUGUUCUCACUCUAAGCUGUGCCCCUAUUCUUAGUCCUUUCCCUGGACAAGAUCUGAUAUCCAGUGUUCUACCCUGAUGAUCUCUGGCUCCAAAGAAAAAGUGUUAAAAGAGACGGGAGAGCCAAAGAGGGUGGUAAAAGAGGAUACGAGGGACCAGUCAAGAACUCUGCUUCACGUGCCCCAGGCAGCUAUGUACAAUGUCACCCGUUUCAUGGAAUCCUUCCUGCAUUUUGGUGGGAAGUUUGGGAUGGGAAAGACUGCCACUGCACAGCCCUCUUCACUGGGGCUUCCACAAUACGCGGACUCAAAAGAGGAGCGGACGCUGAGGCAGCUCUACGUGGUGCUCUGGACCAUGAGGGAGCGGGUCCGUGAGCUAGUCCGACGGCAGGAGAGACGCAAGAGGCGGCAUUCCCGAGCCCCCACCUGUGUCUCGUCCCCUCGAGUCUCAAAGCAGGAUGCCCGAAGUCCCCUCUAGGGGGGCCCCAGACCCUCAGGCAGCCCCUCUCCUCCUUCUCUCGUGGGGACCCCCAACUCCGGCCAAUGGGAGGCUUGAAAGGACCCCGGGUGAAGGAUCAGGGCAGCCGCCCGGGCUUGGGGCUUGAGCAAGGAGUUCUUGGAUUGCUCUUCCUCUGGUGAGGAAGGCCACGACGGGGUGUGGAGUGCCGCAGACCCCUUGGUGAGGGAUGGGUAGCACUUCACAACGUUUAUUCAAAUUAAGUAGAGUGCUGAAUUAAAUGAGAGAUUCGUUUC